Messenger RNA from Gastrolobium bilobum, 573 nucleotides. RefSeq lists its product as uncharacterized. The transcript has 3 exons. Lineage: Eukaryota; Viridiplantae; Streptophyta; Magnoliopsida; Fabales; Fabaceae. The record is from RefSeq and is a predicted model, not a curated record. Bases 1 to 573 code for a protein of 190 amino acids.
AUGGCUCACGAUGUCCUUGAUGUUGUAGGUUGUUGUCUCUUCCCAACAACGUUGAAAGAAGUUACUCUUAGGUGGUACUCAACUUUGCCACCAAACUCAAUCAACAAUUGGGAAGAUUUCGCCAACCAGAUCUUGGUGAGGUUUGCAACAAGCAAAGCUCAUUACAAAUCCAAGCAUGUGCUUAAAACUGUUAAGCAAGGUGCUAACGAAACCUUACGAGAUUUCUCAACAGAUUUUCUUGACGAAGCCUUGCUGGUAAAAGAUCUUGACCCACAAGUCUCUUUAUAUUUUAUUACUGAUAGUUUACUUGAUGGGCCAUUUUCUACAUCUUUGGUCAAACAAAGGCCAAAGACCAUAAAAGAAUUACGAGCGAGAUCCGAGAAGUUUAUUAAUCUUGAGGAUUAUAAACGAUCUCGCGGAGGCCCAAGUGAAAAACUUGCGGGUGUUACAAUGGAUGAAGGUGGUGAUGACUUUAGCAGAAAGAGAAGGGAGAUGGAUUGGUCGGUUGUGAGAGACUUGCUUGUGGGUCGGAGGGAUAAGCUUUUCAGAGAGAUUGCAAAAGCAUCUCGUUAG